AUGGACGAUUGUCUUCAAUCCUUAAUUAAGCUGUACAAUUUGGAUAAUACAGAUUUUGACAACUCUCAAAACUACAGAAACAAAGUGAGUCGUGGUGAUUCUAAUGAUACUGAAGCUUCAUUCGCCGUAGGUGUGCUGGGGAAGAAAGACGAAAUUCGCAAUGGUGGCGAUUCACUACAUAGUUCUAAAGAUAUCUAUAAACCACCACAUAGGAAACAGGCUAGAAUGGGUAGACAUUUUACAAAGAAGGACAAUGGUGACUCGCGGAACUCGGAUAUAAAUAUACAUUCAAAUUCUCAUGGUUUUGAUACAAUUGACGAGGAAAAGUUGGCUCAAAGACGCGCUAGGUUCGCCAAAGAGUCAAAACAGCAAGUUAAUACAAACAAGUAUAACUAUGGUUUUAUAAGUAGAGGCGAGGACACUCGAUUAAAGGACUCAGCACAGGCAAGGGAGGAGUUUUUUCAAUAUAUUUUGCAACAAUUUACGCAAUACACUUUAGCUAACUCGACACUUGAGCUUCGUGAGUUUUUUCAAAAGUUAAAGAGCGAUGAUCUUGAGUGUACCACCAAUUCCGAGGUUCUUACAAAAAACAAGAAAGAGAGAAAUAACGAGACCAACAUAAGUGAAAAUGGCGAAAACAAUGAAGUGACAUUGGACUCAAUCACAAUGUCAAUACGUAAGCUUCGAGAGAGUUUGAUUUCGAUCCCACCUAGUCCGUUUCAUAAACGAGUAUUUUUAUUUUCAGUUAGAUUUUCGCAAUACUUUAACCACCACCAAACAUAUAUUCCAAGUGUCAACUACUUGCUACAAUAUCGCGCACAUCUCAAAUUGGAUGAAUCGGAAGUUAUGGAGGCGGCAGUGAUUUUAGUAUUGCACAUGUGCCAUGCCAACAAUGACCCAGCAUCAGCUACCUCCUUGUAUUUUAAGUAUAUUCCAAAAAGGAAAGAUGUAUUGAGGAUUCUUCGAUGCUGGAUUCUUAAUGACUUUUAUACCUGGAUGCAUAUUUACAAUUACGAAGUUGAAUGCAUUGCAAUCAAAUCCAUGAUGAGAAUUGGCUUAGGCCGGAUGCUAAAUCUCAUGGUGAAAACCGUGAGUCAGAGUUAUUUUACUCUAAGCAAGAAAGUGAUACAAGAGUGUUUUCUUCCGCAUGAACUCAGUUAUGAAGAGUUUCAUAGGCAAUAUAGUCCCAACUGGCAGGAUGAAAAGAACGAUGGUAUGAUAACGGUUAGACAACGAGCACGCAGGUAG
Lodderomyces elongisporus is the source of this 1248-nucleotide messenger RNA. RefSeq lists its product as uncharacterized. The coding region runs from base 1 to 1248 and encodes 415 amino acids. Lineage: Eukaryota; Fungi; Ascomycota; Pichiomycetes; Serinales; Debaryomycetaceae. The transcript has a single exon. The record is from RefSeq and is a predicted model, not a curated record.